UCGCUUUCAUGGAAAGUGAAAAUUUCGGGUGAUAAUUUUCCGCACAAGCCAAACGAUCGCAUUCGAGUGCACAAGUGGUUCGUCUCCGUCGGCUCCAUCGGGCGAGUGUUUGUCGGUUGGCUCCUAUAGGUACUCUUGUUCCGAGUUCGAUUCGCAGCGCGGUUUGGUGAUACCUACCUGUGUUGUGUAUGUACAUAUAUCGGUGCUGUGAGCUGCUAUAUUGGUGAUUAAUGUGACGAAUUUUGUUGAUUUUUCCACGCGAAAUUUUUGUGUAACGGUUACUGCGGCCUGUGUGCGACUGCCAAUUUCUGGGGGCUUGGGUUAUAGAAUGUUCGAUUUGGAUUCGGACUUGCAGUGUGCAUGAUACGGGAACUGAAGGAUACAGGUGUCUGGAGCAGUAUGGGGGAAAACAUGAUCUAAUAAUAAUCAAAUCGUGUAUGUGUGUAAACCACAUGGUUCACCAUCAGGGGAUGAACCAAAGCAGCCAGACCAAAUCGAAGUGAGCGUCGUCGAUUGUGGUAACGAAGCAGGCCAUUCCUGGUCAGGAGUGUUUCCAUCUUCCAAGGUACCACAUUUCAAUGCCUCCUCAGUUCGCUCUCAGUUAUCAGAGUGGUAACAAAGGAGAAGGAUGCGAUUAGUAUUCCGUGCCGCGAAUUCGUCGGUGUAAAAAGGGGGAGCUUUUUCUCCUCUCUCGCUGUUUGUGUGGGGAAAGUGCUGUGUUAUCGAUUUGGUUGGUUUCCCAGUGCCACAAAGAGCAGAUUUUGAUGAUUACUCUUCAGGAUUGAUUCAUAUUCGCGUUGGAAUAGUGUAAGCUAAAAAUAUGAUCAACGUCGUGUGAAAAGAUUCGGUCAACUCGGGCGUUGGAAUCGCAACGCUAGUGUGCCGUAAUUUGUGACGUAAAUCGGCAAAACUGUGCUGUCAGCGAACGACAUCUCACGGUGAAGAGAAUGGAUUAAUUGCAGUGGAGCAGCAGUGGAGAGAAAGGUCAUCUUAUGCUGUGCAGUGAUUUGGAAGCAAAAACUUACAUCGGAGUGUUCCAAACUUGCCAGCAAAACAUAUCAAAAAAGCGCAAACCAAUAACAACCGCACCACCAUCCGGAUAGUAUAGUCGCAGAAUCAAAGUGCUAAACAUCCAGUUUCAUGAAUUGUACAAUCAGUGUUGUUCGGUCCAACAUACAAUCGCGGCUUCUAAUUGGCACCUCCACGGAUCAGAAGCACCCAAAAUUAUCCGGUUGUUCGUUGUGUGUCCCUCUCGUCUCGUGUCAUCAUCAUCAUCCGAAUUCGUCAGAAAUUCAUACCAAAAAAUGUGCGCGUGUGUGUUGUACUGAAAUGCGAACCAUUCGUGGCUAAUCAAUAGAAUCAAUAAUAAGAAUAUAAAACACUGAUGGUCAGUAAUUAUCAAUUGAAAAUACCAUCGAUGAGUGGCGUGAGAAGAAAAUCCCGCCAAUAAAGUCGCACCGCGGUGGCACGCUGUUUCGGUGUUGUUUGCCUUGUCGCGGGGGCUCCUCAGCCCCCGCUGCAAACCACCAAAAAAGCAACACGUCGACAAUCGAUGACCACAUUGUCGACUAUGCCACCGAGGACGAAGCUUUGACCAACAGCACAACCGAGCUCUAUCAGUACCAACAACAGCAGCAACAAUCAUCUAACCUUAGCACCACCGCAAACAACAGCAGCACCAAAAACGGUAGCAACAUUAGCAGCAGCAAUCAGCUAGAAGCGCUCACCGAGGAGCAACAAGCGUUGAACCCAGAGCAGCUGCAGCAGCAACUGCAGCAAUCGCAAUCAGGGCAGCAGCUCAAGUUGCCGCACAUCGAAGAAGAGGAAGACGAUGAGUUUGAUAUUGGUAUGCAACAUUUCCAUAAUCCCUUGCUACCAUCCCGCAUUAAAGCAUGUACAAUUCGCUAUGCAGAUGUCGUACGCUCGUUGACCCCGUCGCCGAAAAUCAAUAUCAAUCGCAUCAAGAUCAAAUCGAAAGCGAAAUCGAUCGCAGCAGCGGGCAGCAACACAGCGGCAGCGCUAGCAGCGGCGGCAUCGGCAGCAGCAGCUAGUGAUUUGGAAUCGAGCAGCAGCAGCACCAACGUCUCGUCGUCAACGGGCGGCAAAAUGCAAGCCGAGCAGGGUUCGAUUGGCGACCUGCAGAAGUACCACAGCCGGUACCUGAAGAAUCGACGGCACACGCUGGCGAAUGUGCGUUUCGACGUCGAAAAUGGCCAAGGUUCACGAUCACCGCUGGAAGGUGGAUCACCAGCCGCCGCCGCUGCCGCCGGAUUGGUACUGCAGAAUCUACCUCAGCGGAGAGAAUCCUUUCUGUACCGGUCCGAUUCGGAUUUCGAGAUGUCGCCGAAGUCGAUGUCGAGAAAUUCCAGCAUCGCCAGUGAAAGAACUGAUAAAUUUUCUAGACUCAAAGAAGUGGAAGCACCCACGAUUACCAGCACGGAACGGACGCAUGUGGAAGAUCUGAUCGUUACACCAUUUGCGCAAAUUCUCGCAAGCCUACGUUCGGUACGGUCGAACUUCUUCAACUUGACAAAUGUUUCACCGCCCAAAUCAAAACGAAAUAACGUACAGGUGACACCAGUGACCAAGGCACUCAAUCCCGGGGACGAAUCGUAUGUGAAGCUGGCUUUGGAUACGAUCGACGAGUUGGACUGGUGUCUGGACCAGCUGGAAACGGUGCAAACGCAUCGCAGCGUGUCGGACAUGGCGUCCUUGAAGUUUAAAAGGAUGCUCAACAAAGAACUAUCACACCUUAGCGAAUCUAGUAAAUCUGGCAACCAGAUAUCGGAAUAUAUUUGUUCAACUUUCUUAGAUAAACAACAGGAGCUGGACAUCCCCUACAGCAGAGAUGAUUCGGACUCUCACAAUCCCAGCUCCCUUUCCCGUAGCCGGUCGCCCCGGAUGGGUGAACGAAUGUCACAGAUCUCGGGCUUCAAGCGACCACUGCAGCAUACCAACUCUUUCACCAGUGAUCGAUUGCCACAGUAUGGGGUCGAUACGCCGCACGAACAUCAGUUGGGGCAGGUUCUCAACCAGAUCGACACCUGGGGCAUCGACAUCUUCAGAAUCGAAACUCUAAGCAACAAUCGACCGCUGACCUGUGUAGCUUUUGCUAUCUUUCAGGAACGGGACAUACUGAACACUCUUAUGAUACCAUCCAAAGUUUUUCUAGCGUUUAUGACAACCUUAGAGGAUCAUUAUGUUAAGGAUAAUCCAUUUCACAACUCACUGCACGCGGCGGAUGUGGCGCAGAGCACGCACGUGCUGCUGAACACGCCGGCCCUAGAGAAUGUAUUUACUCCGUUAGAGACCUGCGCAGCACUAUUUGCCGCCUGUAUACAUGAUGUUGAUCAUCCCGGAUUAACCAAUCAGUUUUUAAUUAAUUCGAGUUCAGAACUAGCAAUUAUGUAUAAUGACGAGUCCGUACUAGAGAAUCAUCAUUUAGCAGUGGCAUUUAAACUCUUGCAAAAUGAAGACUGCGAUAUACUACGCAAUAUACAGAAGAAACAACGUCAAACAUUUCGAAAGAUGGUAAUCGAUAUGGUGCUAUCAACGGAUAUGUCGAAACACAUGACACUGCUAGCCGAUCUGAAAACUAUGGUGGAGACUAAGAAGGUCGCUGGAUCUGGAGUCCUACUAUUAGAUAAUUAUACUGAUAGGAUACAGGUAUUAGAAAACUUGGUACACUGCGCUGAUCUCAGCAAUCCCACCAAACCGCUACCAAUGUACAAACGAUGGGUUGCCAGGCUGAUGGAGGAGUUCUUCCUGCAGGGGGACAAGGAGCGGGCGGCCGGCAUGGACAUUAGCCCGAUGUGCGAUCGGCACAACGCGACAAUCGAAAAAUCGCAGGUCGGCUUCAUCGACUACAUCGUGCAUCCGCUGUGGGAGACGUGGGCGGACCUGGUGCAUCCGGACGCGCAGGACAUUCUCGACAUGCUGGAGGAGAACCGUGACUACUACCAGAGCUUAAUACCACCUUCGCCGCCCGCGCUCGACGAAGCGGACGAUAAGAUUCGGUUCCAGAUGACGCUGGAAGAGGAAAGUGCUUCGGAAAAUGAUGAAUCAAAUCGCGAGGAAAAGCCCUAGGAAAACCGCACAUCAUUAUCACCCCGCUGCUCUCCCCCCCAUCGUAACGAAUAUACAUUUAAUCAACAACUUUACAACCAACUAGGCAUAUACUCAUCAUACCAAUGUAAUCACAUACGCAAAUCAGUACCCGAAGAGGAAGAAAAAGCAAAUAGCGAAUCGAGGGAUGUUGUUAGGGAGAAUCUUUACAAAAACAAAACGAAAACCAAAACAAACAAGCAAGCAACAAUAACACACAUAGACACACACAUUAAACAAACAAACGUACACACACAUACACAUUAAAAUCACAACGGCAGGGCUGGUUCCCUGUGCGUUAAAUAUAUUUAAAAUGAAUAAUUGUAAUUCGUUAAUAAUUUAUUAGUUGAGAGGACAUUUUACGAUGGAGCAACACAGAUGUUUUGUACGAUAAGUUAUUUUAUUUUUGAUACGUCUGAGAUGUAUAUGUUGAAACCAAAAAUAACAAAUAAAGUCAAGAAGAAGGUUUUUAAAACAAACAAGCAAGCAAACACACCACACGAAUAGCGAAAUCUAUAUCCAAACCAAAAAGCAGCAUAAUGUAUAAUUUAGUGAUUGUAAUAGUACUAAGUACGCAGCUUAGAAUGAGGAGGAGGAGGGACCGAUCUGCUGGAAAUUUCAUGGAAAUGUUCAGAUCGUCACCCUCCUAGUCGGUACAGUAGAGUUUUCCUGGUUUAACUUUUGUAUACUUUUGUUCCGAACAGUUACUUAACGGAGAGUGAAGAAAAGGCAAAUCCCAGGCUGUUGUUUUGAUUCGAUGAAAAGUGGUGUUUUGGUUUUUGUUGAGCCAGGCUUCUGCUUCGUGGAGGUUUUUGUGCAUUGAUGACGCAGAGUCGGAAAAGCGGUGAGCGAGAAGAACAUAAAAUGGUGACACACUGCUGAUGAUAUUAUACGGUAAAACAGAAGAAACCAACUAUCUUAGGUCGUAAGUAGUUAUUAAAUAGAAGCAAUAUCAGAGCAAGGAAGAAACAAAGCGAAGAGUGUUUAACGUCAGAUUCUAUUCGGAUAAUAUUUGGACAUUGAUUCUCUGUGUGCGUUUAUUUCGCUCGUUGUCUAAGUAAAAUCGUUUUUUUGCAAGGAUUACGUUUACCCCGUAUUGUGUAAGUAGCUAACCGAUAUCGAAUUCUUAAAUAAAAAUUGGCAAAAUUAUGGUAGAAAAUGAAGCCUUUGAAAUUUGACGAAAACCAGUUCAGCAGUGAAUUUGGACGCAUGUAGGAGCUCUGGGCCAAAGGGGUUUUGGCUGUCAGGCCAAGCUAUACAUAACUUGGACUUCUUGGUUCUCAGAACAUCUAACAGGAGGCGCUUCUGUUAAAUGUCAAGCAGGCAAGAUCACGUUGGACGUGGCUCUAAUUCAGAAUUUUGCAAGUAAUAAGAUUUGAAAAUGAAUAGGGCAUUUUGUUAACGUAACAGUGCCCUACCUACAGCGCCUAACAGCUGGUUGCCAAACUCUUUACCAACUUACGAGCUUUAGAGUUCCUUAGUGCUUACUGCUGGUCAAUAUCACUUACGAAUGGUCAAUAGGAUUAACGGUACGACCGACGUCAUCCAUGCUGACACGUUUGGGAUGAGCAGCUGAUGGAUCCAUCUGCCUUUCACUGAAUUUUGCCCCCACUUAUCCAGCGAGUGCGUUCUGAUUUCAGUGUGAGUUUCGGUCAUUCUUCCGCUGGUAGCAUACUGUCUUCGUCGGAACUGGCGUGUCCAUGAGUCAAAAUACAUAGUUUAGCACUCUAAGAUUACGCUUCGUACUCAACGCUUCAGCCCAAGCUCAGGCACAAAACCUGAGUAUUGAACGCUCGCCAGAAGAUGCCCCUUACUGCUUCUUGGUCGCUCGAUGUUCAGCGUGAUCGUCGCUAUAGCGCUGACAGCCUUUGUCGCCUUUAUGCAGGCGUAACUGACGUGUUCCUUGAAGUUCGAACGAUGAGCGACCAUCUCCCCAAGGUGCUUCGAAGCGCGUUUCGAUGCGACUACAUGCUCUCGAACUUCGAUCUCCGUCCUUUACAACUGCUUUACAGUUGCUACCUUUCAACAUUCUCAAAGUUCAGGGUUUUCUGUGACGUCAUCUCCCUUCCAGUAGCAGCCCACAUCUUUUGAUGCCAUCGUGACCAUUCCGAUGCCUUUUCUCUGCUACUAAUGGCAUGCUGUAAAUCUCAUGGGACAUACAAUCAGAACCCGAGAAUUAGAAGACCUCUGCAUCUUCAAGUUUCGCCGCCACCUAGCCAAUGACCAUGCUCACGCUAAGCAACCAACACUGACAUUGGGAUCUCUACCAAACCUAACCCAAGGUUUUUCUUGAAAUUUUCAAGUUCGUAUAACCUUCUUAGGUAGCUGUUUCCACAUAUGCCCUUAUUUUGUUUCCAUUGAAUUGAACACCUCAAGUUCGAACUAUACGUGCGUUCAAAUUGACAUCCUACGAGUAUUUAAAUGAGUGAGAACAGUCUAUUUGAUGGUGUUUGUUGUAAUAGCAUCCGUGUAGCCUAGUGACUAAGGUGAGAGAUUUACAUCCGGAAUGUGGCGAAAUUAAUCUCCUUCGAUCGAGAUAGUUUAUCCUGCUUUUAAUGGUUAUGUAAACGCUCUUUUUGCAACCAGUUUGCAAAAUUCAGUACUAUGAAUCGCCACCCUGAGAUACAGAAACAAGUUUCCUCAGUCGGAGCCACCAUCGCCUUGCCGGCUAGGCUAUUUGAAUGUCUAUUCCAAAAUCUAACAAACUCUAAAUUUGGAUUAAGUCAACUCUCUAUCUGGCUUUUACGGCGUCUAAUGGGUGGAUAGCUCUCAAUAAAAUCAAACCUAAAAUCAAACACUAUACGCUAUAUGGAGUAUUGGAAGAUUUCUAUUCCAAGGUAAGGUAAAUACUGCCGUGGAGAAUUCUAUUUUCUGAAUUUUGUGAAGACUACAGCUGCAACUGUUCUACCGAAACGCAUGAAUUCUAAAACGGAAAAGAAAACUACGUUCAAUCAUCAUCGAAGAGCUGAAAUGCGGGCGACUUUAUUUACGCGUGAAUCACCGAACAAAACACACAACCACGCGCUAUAACCGACAAGCAACAACACAUAACAAAAAAUCCAGAAGAAAAAUCAUGUGACCGUAAGAAAAACGUCGUACAUACAUAAAUAGCAGUAAAGAGAAGAAGAAAAAAUCUGUCUCGAAGCGGCAAACCUUCAACAAUUAGCGAACAAGACUAAUUAAUAAUAUAAACAUAACGAGAACAAAACCAAACAAACAAAGUAAAAACAGAGAAUCAUACAAAACUGUCUGAUAAUGCUAGCGAUUAGUGAAAUAUUGAUGUGUGUAUCUAGUUUCGAGGGUUAGCAACAAAAAAAAAACAAAGCAAAGCAAGCAAAAGAAAAUGUGAAAGUGUAACUAGAAUUUCAAAAAAGAGAAAAAAAAAGAAGUAAAUACAUUACCGAACUGUGUAGAUAGUUUAGACUAUUGGCUGAAAUUGUUUUGUUUUCAGUUUUGUUUGGGAUUCCUCGCGGCGUUACCAGGAGUUACGAAACAAAACAAAACGGUGCAGGUCACCCCCAAUCGAUCGGUACCGAGAGAAAAAAAAAUGAUUUUAUCAACGUCUUCCAUUUCGAUUAAAUUAGGACACAUUCGUUGAUGAUCUUUCAAGAGAUUUGAAGGAAAUAAAAUUUGAGUGCAGCACCCGUUCUUUGGCUGCAUCGUUCCAAUGUCGUACGGCGCUUUCAAAGGGGUCAAGUAAACCACUUUUCAAAUGUUACGCCAUUCUUUGAAUCGGAAGCGAUGUUCAAGAAUCGCCGUUUCUACAAAACAAUGCUAAGUUCCAUUAAAAAAAUCAAGUAUUCUUUUAAAUUUUGUUUUUAUGGUUUCUGUAAAAAUCCAGAAAAAAAAUGUUUUAGGAAUGCCUCCACGUGUGUUCUUUUAGAGUAUCAUCCAGAAAUUCAGCUAGAGAUCUUACAAAAAGCCUUGAUCAGUUGGAGCUGAGAUGUUACAUUCGACAGAAGGAGGCAAGAAAGAAAAUCAAAAAGACUUCACCAACAAAUAAGUCUGGGAAAACCAAAACAUAUUUUGAUACUUUUCAGGAAAUACCAUAAGCCCUUCGUUAAUUCCGCCAAGAAUUCUUCUAUGAAGUUUUUUUUAAAUUUCCGUAAUAUUUGCAGUUAGUACCGCCAACAAUGUUCGAUUUCUUAUUAGUUUAAGAAACGUUCAUAAAUUUGAUUUUCGGAACUGUCAACCAGAAAUGUUUAGAUUUUUUCCGAAUUAAAGAUUUCCAUUAGCAGGGCUUCGUAAAAUGUCCCGUGUGGUGUCCGGCCAUUUGGCCGAAUGACGUUUGACCGAACGCCAUUUGACCGAAUGGAUCGUUUGGUCGAAUGUCAUUUGACCGAAUUAUGAUCAAAAGAAUUCAGAGGAAGUUUUUGACAUUCUGGCUACCAAUAUGAUCACCAGAAACAUUUCCUUCAUAGGCUAUUCUUUCUAGUUUUGAUAUUCAGGGAUUAUUUGGCGUUGAAACUGCCAAUAUUUUAUCAAAGAUUUUUACUUCUUUGAAUCAUAGACUGAUGCGAGGAACAGUGGCAUGGUUACUAAAGUUCAUCAUCCAUUUUUCGGCCAAACGGCGUUCGGCCAAACGGCAUUCGGCCAAAUGAACCGGAACCGUCCCAUGUAGCCACAGCUAUGAACGCGCGGGUAUUCAGUAAUGCCGUGCUUAACUUGAUAGCUACAAUUCAAGGUUGGUACAGGAACUUUUUGUAAUAAAAAUUUCCUUUAUUUCCUUGGGCAUAGAAUAUCUUCGUGCCUGCCACACGAUGUGCACAUGUAAAAUGUUCAUUGACAGCCACAAUUCCCAGUGCUCAUUAAACGCUAACCUGCGAAACAGGUCAGCUUUGACACAUUUAGAACGCUACGUCAAGAAUAUUUCCUAAAGCAAGCAAUCCUGUAUUUUUCCAGACGUUCCUCCUAGGAGCCACCAUCAGUUUUUUUUUCAUAAGGUUCCAAAUAAUUCCAAAUUUUUCAUAAGGUUCCAAAUAAUUUCUAAUAGAUUUCAAACACUGUUCUUUUGUACAGGAUGCUGACAGAGAUCUCACCAUAAAUCCUGAUGUGAAUUUCGCCAGAAAUUCAUUAGGAAGAUGAACUAAAACUUCUUCAUAGUACUCACUUAGGCCUUUCGAUAUGAAUUCCUCAAGGAGUUUCCCGAGAAACAAUCCGUUUUGGGUAACUGUUGAAAUACUGUUAUAAUCACAUUACAUUGUGUAGAUCCCAGUAGAUUACAUUGUGUAAAUCAGCUUGAAAACUUCUCUCAAGCAUAUUUGCUAUUGGUAAUGGCCGACGAAGCAUAAUCUAUAACAGCAUUUUUUGAUGUUCUAGAUUAUGUUUCGUGAUUUUAGGAUGAAUUAGUUGUAUGGAUUUUCAAAUGUUUAUCGAAUACACCACUUCCACCUUUCAAUGUAUUCAAAUAUAUAGGUUCAAAUCUUGUACUUCAUCAAACUAACACCAUCUGCAUACCCUGGUAACGCUCGAAGGAAAACCACAUAUUAGUUGUUUCUAAUUAGUAGGACAAUAUACCAAGGAAAAGAACAUGAAGCCAUUCGCAAAGUAAUUAUACGAGAUUCAUUAUGAACAAACUGUUAGUUGAAAAGUGUGGAAUAGAUAGACAUACAGCAGUAGAGAAGUGGAAGCGAUUUGAAUCCGAUGAGUUGGAUACGAACGGCACUUAGAAACCAAUAAUAUUUUGACCGUUUUCCUUUCGAAACAUCACCUACCGAUUACCUAACCAAAUGACCCACCUAAAACAAAUUUGAGAAGAGAAAACGAGGAAAAACUUUGGCCGAAAACUUUCCAGAGCUCAUCUAAAUUUUGCGCAAUAAAGUGCCUCUUUAACAUAAUCAAGUAUUUAAAGUAGUAGAAGUAAUAUUAUCAGGUUUAUAGAACGAAAAAUGUACGAAAGCGCUUUACAUGUUAGUUAUAUAAUCCUCGAGUGUAUUUUCUAUAGGAGGUAAAAGACAUCUACAUUGGCUACUCUUCCGCGAACGAAAAAGUAUGAAAGUUCCCUCACUCUCCAAGCUCUCUUUUUCUCUCUUUGCCCACCACUACCCCUUAGUCUCUCUACAAUAACUAAUCACUGAUUCCACACGUACCACACACAGAAUACCGUACAACUUGAAAAUAUUAGCAAAACAGAUUCAUCCGAUUUUGGUUCCGCCUGAACUUUUCCCAGUACAUUCACAUCAUGUACACAGAUCAUACAUACAUAUGACCAUCUUCAUGCCAGAAAAAAAAACGCAUAAAACAUCACCGUUGCUAUAAUAAUGAACAUAUUCAAACUGUGACAAUGUCUCAGCUUUUUGCAAAUAUAGAUAAAUAUGACUGUUUCACUGGGUUAGUGAAGGAACUCUGGACAAGACAGUUUUCGGAACGAGUUUCUUCCUGUUAUAACUUAAUAAUAUGCACACUGCACCAAUCUUUACGAACAAAUUGUAUCCCUUGGAACUGAAGAAAGGAACCAGCCCCGAUCCAACCCAACGGAGUUCAAAUCGAUUUCCGGAACCCAUAGGAGAAACACUAGAAAGGAAACAUUACACAACCACGUAUAUUUUUAGACGCUGGCCGUCGUUAUACGCAAUGUUUUACAAAAGGUAACAUACAUUUAAGUUUCAAAUUUGUUGAUUAGUAAGUUUUAAGCAAAAAGAUGAAAACAAUCAAUACAUAUUGUGCCCUGAUUUGUUUCUGCUGAAUGAAACUGGUUCGAAAUCUCCAUAAACCUAUACGAAGCUAUUGCAAGAACUACCGAAAAAAAAUAUGAGAAAAACUAUAUGAUUCAAUUCAAAGCUCACGAAAAAGUGUGAAUAAAAUCGGAAAACUGAAAUCUGAUUGUUUGUCGGAGGUCUUCUUUUUCAGAAGCAACGUUUUUAUCCGGAUUGUUUCACUUUACCCUGUUUUUAUCAUAUUCAGAUGAUUUACGCGAGCUAAGCAAAAGAGAACAAAGGCAGAUUUAUGGAUGCUACAAUGUGUAUGGAACAAUGGUUUUACUUAUUGUUAAUAUAAAUAUGUGUUAAAACUA
This is a messenger RNA of Aedes albopictus (Asian tiger mosquito), 11116 nucleotides long. RefSeq names its product cAMP-specific 3',5'-cyclic phosphodiesterase (gene dnc). Lineage: Eukaryota; Metazoa; Arthropoda; Insecta; Diptera; Culicidae. The record is from RefSeq and is a predicted model, not a curated record. Gene Ontology annotation, biological process: signal transduction. Gene Ontology annotation, cellular component: perinuclear region of cytoplasm; nucleus; cytosol. Bases 1849 to 4086 code for a protein of 745 amino acids. Gene Ontology annotation, molecular function: 3',5'-cyclic-AMP phosphodiesterase activity. The transcript is spliced from 13 exons.